Rattus rattus (black rat) is the source of this 2218-nucleotide messenger RNA. It is a transcript of the gene Cct6a, whose product is annotated as chaperonin containing TCP1 subunit 6A. Gene Ontology annotation, molecular function: ATP hydrolysis activity; ATP binding; ATP-dependent protein folding chaperone. The record is from RefSeq and is a predicted model, not a curated record. NCBI's taxonomy places the organism in Eukaryota, Metazoa, Chordata, Mammalia, Rodentia, Muridae. The transcript is spliced from 14 exons. Bases 78 to 1673 code for a protein of 531 amino acids. Gene Ontology annotation, biological process: protein folding. Gene Ontology annotation, cellular component: chaperonin-containing T-complex.
GGCCAGAUGCGUAAGACUUUUCGAGAAGACCCGCAUAGAGCACGUUGUUCUCGGCCUCUCCCUGAGCUCGACCAGCCAUGGCGGCGGUGAAGACCCUAAAUCCCAAAGCCGAGGUGGCCCGGGCGCAGGCAGCGCUGGCGGUGAACAUCAGCGCGGCACGGGGCCUGCAGGAUGUUCUGAGGACCAACUUGGGGCCUAAAGGCACCAUGAAGAUGCUUGUAUCUGGUGCUGGAGACAUCAAACUUACUAAAGAUGGCAAUGUGCUACUUCAUGAAAUGCAAAUUCAACACCCAACAGCCUCUUUGAUAGCAAAAGUGGCUACAGCGCAGGAUGACAUAACUGGCGAUGGCACUACAUCCAAUGUCCUCAUCAUCGGAGAGCUGCUCAAACAAGCGGACCUCUACAUUUCUGAAGGUCUUCAUCCCAGAAUAAUAACUGAAGGCUUUGAAGCUGCAAAGGAAAAGGCACUCCAGUUUUUGGAACAAGUCAAAGUAAGCAAAGAGAUGGACAGAGAAACACUCAUCGACGUGGCCAGGACAUCUCUGCGGACUAAAGUUCAUGCUGAGCUUGCAGAUGUCUUGACAGAGGCUGUGGUGGACUCCAUUUUGGCCAUUAGGAAAAAAGAUGAGCCCAUUGACCUCUUCAUGGUUGAGAUCAUGGAGAUGAAGCAUAAAUCUGAAACUGAUACAAGCUUAAUCAGAGGGCUUGUUUUGGAUCAUGGAGCACGGCAUCCUGAUAUGAAGAAAAGAGUAGAAAAUGCCUACAUCCUCACAUGCAACGUGUCCUUGGAGUAUGAGAAGACAGAAGUGAAUUCCGGGUUUUUUUACAAGAGUGCAGAAGAGAGAGAGAAACUAGUAAAGGCUGAAAGAAAAUUCAUUGAAGAUAGAGUUAAAAAAAUCGUAGAACUGAAGAAGAAAGUCUGUGGUGAUUCAGAUAAAGGAUUUGUCGUUAUUAAUCAAAAGGGGAUUGACCCCUUCUCUUUAGAUGCCCUCGCGAAAGAAGGCAUCGUAGCUCUGCGCAGAGCCAAGAGGAGAAACAUGGAGAGGCUGACUCUUGCUUGUGGUGGGAUAGCUCUGAACUCCUUUGAUGACCUGAAUCCUGACUGUUUGGGACAUGCAGGGCUUGUCUAUGAGUAUACAUUGGGUGAGGAGAAGUUCACCUUUAUUGAGAAAUGUAACAAUCCCCGUUCUGUCACUUUACUGGUUAAAGGACCAAACAAGCACACGCUGACUCAGAUCAAGGAUGCAAUCAGAGAUGGCUUGAGGGCUGUCAAAAAUGCUAUUGACGAUGGCUGUGUUGUCCCGGGUGCAGGUGCAGUUGAAGUGGCACUGGCAGAGGCUCUGAUUAAAUACAAGCCCAGUGUGAAGGGCAGAGCUCAGCUUGGGGUCCAGGCAUUUGCAGACGCCUUGCUCAUCAUUCCCAAGGUUCUUGCGCAGAACUCUGGUUUUGACCUUCAGGAAACAUUAGUUAAAGUUCAAGCUGAACAUUCAGAAUCCGGUCAGCUUGUGGGUGUGGAUCUGAACACAGGUGAGCCAAUGGUGGCUGCAGAAAUGGGUGUGUGGGAUAACUACUGUGUGAAGAAGCAGCUGCUUCACUCAUGUACUGUGAUCGCCACCAACAUUCUCCUGGUUGACGAGAUCAUGAGAGCUGGGAUGUCCUCUCUGAAGGGCUGAAGUCUGCCUGUGAUGCUACAGAAUGUUGGGGGGGAUGGUUGUUUUUUUUUUUUGUCCAAGCUUCAAGUGAUUUGGAAAAGAAUUUUCUCUUCCUGAUUGGAGAAAAGGAACAGGACAUUUGGCACCUAUUCAAAUUAUAAUACUGUAAAUUUUAUUUAAUUUUUUUUUUUUGCAUUGAGUGAAUACACUUAAAGCAGGUCUUUUUAAAUCCACUGAACAAGAUGUUUUCGUUACAGUGAUACAAAAUUACAUAAUAAGCAUUGUUGUCUACCUUGUUCCUCAAGUGUUUGAAAUUUUAUAAUGGUUUUCCCUAAAUAAGGCAUGGCGAUGCCUGCCUGUAAGCCUAGCACUUUGGAAAUAAAGUCAGAAGUUCUGCACCAACUCAGGCUACAGGAGACCCCGGCUCAAAAGAAUAAUUUUGUUGUGGAUGUAUUUGAUGUUAUCUACCCAACUCCCUGUUAUACAUGUAAGAUUCUUGCCAGUGUAAAACACAUAUGGGUAAUUUAUGGGUUUCAUAGUGUCUCUAAUAAAUACUUAAGAGUGAA